CCCCCAGAUGCCUUUGAUCUUUCUCUAUGUCGUUGAUACUUGCAUAGAAGAUGAGGAUUUACAGGCUCUGAAGGAAUCCAUGCAGAUGUCAUUGAGCCUUUUGCCACCUACAGCUUUGGUUGGACUUAUUACCUUUGGGAGAAUGGUGCAGGUCCAUGAGCUUGGCUGUGAAGGCAUUUCAAAGAGCUAUGUCUUCAGGGGCACAAAGGAUCUGUCUGCCAAACAACUGCAGGAAAUGCUGGGGCUCUCUAAAGUACCUGUUACUCAAGCCACACGUGGUCCUCAGGUACAGCAACCACCUCCUUCCAAUAGGUUCUUACAGCCAGUACAGAAAAUCGACAUGAAUCUCACAGAUCUUCUGGGAGAACUUCAGCGAGACCCUUGGCCUGUACCACAAGGAAAGAGGCCGCUGCGUUCCUCAGGAGUGGCGCUUUCCAUAGCUGUAGGACUGCUUGAGUGUACUUUCCCCAACACUGGUGCUCGGAUCAUGAUGUUCAUUGGUGGUCCUGCUACCCAGGGGCCUGGCAUGGUGGUGGGAGAUGAGCUAAAGACACCUAUAAGAUCCUGGCACGACAUUGAGAAGGACAAUGCCAAAUAUGUUAAAAAGGGAACUAAGCAUUUUGAAGCGUUGGCUAAUCGAGCUGCUACAACGGGGCAUGUCAUUGAUAUCUACGCCUGUGCGUUGGAUCAGACAGGCCUGCUGGAGAUGAAGUGCUGCCCUAACCUUACUGGAGGAUACAUGGUAAUGGGUGACUCUUUCAAUACUUCCUUAUUCAAGCAAACUUUUCAAAGAGUCUUCACCAAAGAUAUACAUGGCCAGUUUAAAAUGGGCUUUGGUGGCACAUUAGAAAUAAAGACUUCAAGGGAAAUAAAGAUUUCAGGAGCUAUUGGACCCUGUGUGUCUCUUAAUUCUAAAGGACCCUGCGUGUCUGAAAAUGAGAUUGGAACAGGUGGCACUUGUCAGUGGAAAAUCUGUGGACUCAGUCCCACGACAACCUUAGCCAUAUAUUUUGAAGUUGUUAAUCAGCAUAAUGCUCCAAUUCCUCAAGGAGGACGAGGUGCAGUCCAAUUUGUGACCCAGUAUCAGCACUCAAGUGGCCAGAGACGCAUCCGAGUGACCACAAUUGCUAGGAACUGGGCGGAUGCUCAAACUCAAAUCCAAAACAUUGCUGCAUCUUUUGACCAGGAAGCAGCUGCCAUUCUCAUGGCCAGGCUGGCAAUAUACAGAGCAGAAACAGAGGAAGGGCCAGACGUGCUAAGAUGGUUGGACAGACAACUCAUUCGACUGUGUCAAAAGUUUGGAGAGUACCACAAAGAUGAUCCAAAUUCCUUCCGGUUUUCAGAAACAUUUUCCCUUUAUCCACAGUUUAUGUUUCAUUUAAGAAGAUCUCCUUUCUUGCAAGUUUUUAACAAUAGUCCUGAUGAGAGUUCAUACUAUCGUCACCAUUUCAUGCGUCAGGAUCUGACACAGUCUCUAAUCAUGAUUCAGCCCAUUCUGUAUGCCUAUUCCUUCAGUGGCCCACCAGAGCCAGUUCUUCUAGACAGUAGCAGCAUUCUUGCGGAUCGGAUUCUCCUCAUGGACACAUUCUUCCAGAUUUUGAUUUAUCACGGUGAGACUAUAGCACAGUGGCGGAAGUCGGGAUACCAGGACAUGCCGGAAUAUGAAAAUUUCCGACACCUUCUGCAAGCCCCGGUAGAUGAUGCACAAGAGAUCCUUCACUCCAGAUUUCCAAUGCCAAGAUACAUUGACACGGAGCAUGGUGGCAGCCAGGCUCGUUUCCUCCUUUCGAAAGUCAACCCUUCACAGACUCAUAAUAACAUGUAUGCCUGGGGGCAGGAGUCGGGAGCACCAAUUCUCACAGACGACGUUAGCUUACAAGUGUUCAUGGACCAUUUGAAGAGACUUGCGGUGUCAAGUGCUGCCUGAUACGCCAGACGCGCCAGACACUCAGCCGGCGUUACUACUUCACUUUCUUCUGCUUUUUUCAUUUAUCUGUGGAAGCAACAGAGGUCUUUCUCUA
Molecule: messenger RNA, 2021 nt
Organism: Mus pahari (shrew mouse)
Lineage: Eukaryota; Metazoa; Chordata; Mammalia; Rodentia; Muridae
Gene: Sec23a
Product: Sec23 homolog A, coat complex II component
Exons: 16
Coding region: 8-1927 (639 amino acids)
Biological process (GO): intracellular protein transport; COPII-coated vesicle cargo loading; COPII-coated vesicle budding
Cellular component (GO): endoplasmic reticulum exit site; COPII vesicle coat
Molecular function (GO): GTPase activator activity
Source: RefSeq, a predicted model, not a curated record